This is a messenger RNA of Thunnus maccoyii (southern bluefin tuna), 5531 nucleotides long. RefSeq names its product collagen, type VIII, alpha 2 (gene col8a2). The transcript is spliced from 6 exons. Lineage: Eukaryota; Metazoa; Chordata; Actinopteri; Scombriformes; Scombridae. The coding region runs from base 3157 to 5220 and encodes 687 amino acids. The record is from RefSeq and is a predicted model, not a curated record. Gene Ontology annotation, molecular function: protein binding.
GGUUGUUGACCAUGACCAUUUCCUGUCAGUUCUCAGCUAUCUAUUCUUUAAUACAGGCACACAAUCCCAAAAAUGGCUAGCUAAAUUGUUUAAUGUGAAGUAUGCUGAAAUUCCCAAGUCCCCCAUUGCCAGAGAGAUAAUAUUCCUUAAAAUGCUAUUAGUAUUAAUUUACCCAGGAACAGUCCUGGGUUUUGGAAUGAUUUUGGCUUAGUGGCCCCAGUUGGAAUUGCAGGUCAGAUGUCAUGAUAGGGCCAAAACUUACUUCUUUCAGUGGUCAAAAAAAUAUUAACUUGGGAUGAAAUAGUUAAACUAAACAACUCACAAGUGAACCAACUUUAAAUCUAAAUCUUAAAAAGCACCCUCUCUUUCUAUUUCUAAGAAGUUGAUAAAAACAUAAAACUGGAUUAACAGAUGUUGCUAGAAGUUCAUUUCACUUCAAGUAAACAGGCCUUUAAAUGACCUUUUACUUCCAAAUGCCAUCAAGCCCAUCCAAACUCCUACCUAUCUCCUUCAGAAAUGCAUCUUCUUUUCUGAGUCUGAGGUGGUGAAAUGUGUGUCAGUAAAAUCUGACAUGCUUGGAAAUGUUUUCUCUCGCUUUCCCAAGAGCGGCAGUUUGAUGAGCUUCCAGCUCCUUCUCAUGUUCUGAGGCAAUGAUACACUGCAAUGGCGAAUGUUUUUAUUCAGCAUUGGCCUUUUGUAGUGACCUGACAAGCAUGAAAAUAAAGAUAGGAUUGGGAGUCUUACUUCGGACUCUGAUUUUUAAAUGCAAUUUGAAGAUAUUUUUUGUUCCACUUUUGUAAUGAAAGACAUAUAUGGAAAGAGUAAGGAGGAUGUAUGAUGAGAAUCCCAUUUUCCCUUACUGGGACUUGGCUUCUACUGGAUCAACAAAUCUGCUUUCAGUCUUUUGCAUUAUGUUCAAGUCGGCUCCUGGCUGAUCAGGACAAACUCAACUGUCCACCUUGGAAGUCACACUGAUGACUUAUAUUUUUGUCUGAAACAGGAACUCGCCCAGCACACAGAAUAACACCUUAAAGGGGCCAUAUUAUACCCCUUUUCCACAAGUUAACACAGUUCCCUGGGGUCUUAAUAAAAUGUAUCUGACAUGCUUUGGUAGCACAUAGCAAAUAGCACAAGGAUCAAGCACCACAGCAGCCUUUUCAUCCUGUCUAAAUAGCCCUGUUCAGAAUGGACAGUUUGAGUGCCUGUCCCGCCCACCUCACCCCCCUCUUCCACAGGGUGUGCCGGCUACCAAGGCAGCUGUUGAGUGUGAACCCUGCAGAAACAUGGCUGACAGAGAAAACAUAGCAGUACCCAUGAGUGGUGCAGCAAACACAUCAAAUGCCUUGCAUUACUCGCACAAGUUUGACUGCGGGAUCAUUUGUUUAUUUGCCCCAAGUUUAAAAAAUCAGAAGCAGCAGCAGCAGGACUCCGAGGCUCUGCUCCCCAGCUCUCUCAUCAUCAGAGCUGGCUGGCGCUCAGCAGCCAUCUCUCAGCAAGCAGGGCCUCUGUCCCUAGUCCAGCCCUGCGAUACGUGCAAAUUUUUCGCCCUUAGCUUAGCUUAGCUUAGUUUAGCUGGUCUCAGCCAGUGCUUGCGAGAAAAACAUGGUGGACCUCAGGAAAUUUAUUGGGUGGAGACUCAGAUAGAGACAAAUGGGGGACAGUACAAUUUCAGUGAAGCCCCAUGUGAUGUAAGAAGGGGCAUCAAAUCUGAAUGGCUUGUUGAAUCAUGAGAGUACAACCCACACCAAACUGACUGGGUUGUCUUAUUUCACAAUUUGUGUGUGAAUAGCCACAUCAGAGACACAAAUAUAUACACAAAAGCACUGAAAAAGUGAGUUUUUCAUAAUAUGGCCCCUUUAACCAGUGCAUCUUUGGCACUCAGACUGUUUCCUGUUACAUUUUAAAUCAAUGAUAAGGCUUUUUCUCACCUCUCAGAGCCUGACAGUGGUACAUGCCUCUCAGUUUGUCAUGUAUCCCUGAACAGAUAUGGAGAAAUAGAAGCAGAAGAGGGCCCUCACCACAACAAAGAACCAAGCUCAAAACUUUGGGCUUCUAGCUCAAAUUACAGGGUUGAAUGUCCUCUUGGUGGCUUUUGAUCAGGGGCAUUAGAUUAUACUGUCAGCUCCUCUCUUUGCAAAUUCCAGUUGUGUGACUCUGCCUGUGGUGUCUCCUUUGAUAUUGCCACACAUACAUGCACACACACACACAUACAUAUACACACACACACACACACACUCAGUCUCAAACACAGCACAGUAAAGGAACAUCAGCAAAUAUUUGGCUUUGUAGUUCCAUCAGGUAUGUUUUUCUUUUAUUCGUUUUACUUCUAAUCAGAACUGAUGCAUAAAUCACACAACUACUUUAGCAUGAAAUCAUGCUCCACUCCCGCAGUCUGAAGCUUGGUGGUCACAUCCAAAUACACUCCAACCUACAAGCAAGACUUUCGCACAUCUUCAUCAUGAAAACUUGACAUUUCCUUUGUGAUUUCACCUUGCGAGAACCCAUGAAACACCUGGAACAUUCAUCAAAAACUAUGCAUACAGAGGCUGCAGCAGGCUGUUUGUCCUGCUGAGAUACUGCUCAGCUCCUUGUGUGUUCCACCCACCUUGUCUUUCCUGAUGUAACAGUACACCAAUCCUGCUAAUGAGCUGGCUGAAGACAGCAUGAUGGGAUGGAAGCUGCUAGAGAAAAAAAACAAAUGGAGUCUAAUGGCAUUCUUUGAAUUCUUGGUGCGUGGAGCCGCUGUUUCCGUAUUUCACGGAUCUGAAUGGUGUGGCCCAGGCAGUCUGGAAUUCCUGGCUGAGAGAUCAGAGGCCUUGAUUUAUCAGGAUGUACUCUCUGUAAGAUCUGCAAUUCACAUUCUUCCCACGAGAAAUUGGCCUGCAGAGAACACACCCAUCCAUCUCACUACAAGCACUGGACCAAUUCAGGGGGCCAGGUCUUUGCCCGGGAGGACACCACUCCUCUUUUUUGGCUUCACUGAAUAUCUGAUGCCAUCGCAUCCCAUGGGAGACACGCGUGGCUGAAGCAAGGAGGGAGGUAGAAGAGAGACCCACCUGAAGCUCACACCUACCGCUGCCCUUACCUAGUGCACCCCCCUGCCCCUCGACACUCUGAGGAGAGAAAGUUCUUUGUGUGUGACAUCUGAAGCCUGGGAUGCUGGUGACCAUGCUGUUGGCUCCUGUCUGUGUUCUACUGAUGCUGGGGGGGCGUGCUCUUGCUGGAGGCUAUCCCCCCGUAGCCCAUAUGAAGUACAUGCAGCCCAUGAUGAAAGGGCCUAUUGGACCCCCGUUCCGAGAGGGCAAGGGACAUUACAUUGAUAUGCCACCUAUGAUGGAAGUGAAGGGGGAACCAGGACCCCAAGGGAAACCUGGACCAAGAGGGCCCCCUGGGCCAGCAGGACUUCCAGGAAAACCUGGACUGGGGAAGCCUGGUCUCAAUGGCCAGCCAGGCCCUCAGGGGCCUUCUGGCUUUCCAGGAAUUGGUAAGCCUGGACUUCCAGGUCUCCCAGGAAAGAUUGGGCCAAAGGGGAUGCAAGGGCUUAAUGGCGAGGUUGGUCCUCGUGGUGAACCGGGUCCCAGAGGUCCCCCAGGGCAGCCAGGCCUCCCUGGCCCGGCUGGCCUGUCUCUAAAUGGAAAACCUGGGCUUCCAGGUAUCAGAGGCCCCCCUGGGUCUCGGGGAGAACCAGGAUUAAAGGGCAUUUCUGGCCCACCAGGUGAUCGCGGGCUUAAGGGUGAGAAUGGAAAUGGGAAGCCAGGACCUCCAGGUAUAAGGGGUCCACCUGGGCUAAAAGGUGCUACAGGACCACCCGGUCUUCCAGGUAUAGGCAAGCCAGGACUAAAAGGUUUGCCUGGACCGUCUGGUCUUAAAGGUGAUAAUGGACUCCCGGGGGAUCGAGGUGAACCAGGAGAGGCAGGGGCUCCAGGUCUACAAGGUCUGCCAGGGCCAGUUGGGUUAGGGAAGCCUGGGCUAGAUGGACUGCCAGGAGGCUCAGGUCCACUAGGUCCCAAAGGUGAGCCAGGGCCCAGAGGUGCUCCUGGAUUUCCUGGGACUCCAGGCUAUGGAAAACCUGGUCUGGGUGGGCCAAAAGGAGAAAAGGGCCAUAUUGGUUUGCCUGGUCUCCCAGGGGACAAAGGAGAUCAAGGAAGGGUGGGCCCAAUUGGGGAGUCAGGCCUUGACGGACAACCAGGGCCACAAGGACUUCAAGGCCCAAUGGGACUUCCAGGAAAACACGGAAUACCAGGACAGAAGGGAGAGCUGGGGCCCCAGGGCCCUCCAGGACUGCCUGGCCUCAGAGGUGAUCAAGGCCCCAAUGGGAUCCCUGGAAAACCUGGUAUCUCUGGGGACAAAGGCAUCCCUGGGCUGAAUGGUCCUAUUGGAAAACCUGGACCCAAAGGUGAAGCAGGGCAUAUUGGCCUUCCUGGUAAUCCUGGGCUGACAGGUGCUCCUGGGCCAAAAGGUGAAACAGGGUUUAUAGGGACACCAGGUCCCAGGGGUCAGUCAGGUAUUCCUGGUCUUCAAGGGCCCAUGGGUCCCAUGGGGCCACAGGGUGUCCCUGGCCUGAAGGGUGAACCCGGACUUCCAGGGGCACCAGGGCUGGGUAAGUUUGGAGAUAAGGGAGCCAUAGGUCCCCAAGGUCCUCCGGGGAAACCAGGCCCUGCUGGGCUCAAUGGUAACCCUGGGCCUCCUGGGCCACCAGGGCCCCCAGGUCCUCCAGGAAAUGGCCAAACAGUUGUUGCAGGUCCAACAGACCAGUUGGAAGGGGGUGAAGUACCAGGAGACAGAAAGGGGCCAGCAUACAGUCAAGUUCCACUCUCUGCCUCUAUAGCACCAGCCUUCACAGCCAUCCUCACCACGCCUUUCCCUCCCUCUGGCAUGCCAAUCAAAUUUGACAGGACCCUGUACAACGGGCAAAAUGCCUACAGCUCGGCUACUGGCAUGUUCACUGCUCCUAUAUCUGGUGUCUACUACUUUGCGUACCACAUGCAUGUAAAGGGAACUAGCCUGUGGGUGGCACUGUACAAGAACAAUGUACCAGCCACUUACACCUAUGAUGAAUACAAGAAAGGCUACAUGGACCAGGCGUCUGGUAGUGCUGUCCUAGAGCUGAAGGAGGGUGACCAGGUAUGGGUCCAGAUGCCUUCAGAUCAGGCAAAUGGCCUCUAUUCCACCGAAUACAUCCAUUCCUCCUUCUCAGGAUUCCUGCUCUGUCCUACAUAACCCUGUCCUUUCAUUCCCAACACGUUCCUGUAUUGGCACCUCAGAGCAGCCCUAAACCUAAAAUACCUGCAGCCAUAAUAGAAACACAAAACCCAUGAAAUUCUCAAUACAAUUUCCAUCAUCUGUAUCUGUCUCACCCUCAACAAUAUCAGCAAAAGAAAAAAAAAACUUUUUUGAAUGAAAUAUGGAAAGAUUUAAAAGGCAGGGGAAGGAAUAUUAUACUGUGUUCUGUGUUUCAAUGUCCUUCAAAUGUGUGUUUUGGGUUGUAUUUUAUGUUGGUGUUUUUUAGCUUAUAUUAUUUUAAUUAUUAU